Puma concolor (puma) is the source of this 5127-nucleotide messenger RNA. NCBI's taxonomy places the organism in Eukaryota, Metazoa, Chordata, Mammalia, Carnivora, Felidae. The record is from RefSeq and is a predicted model, not a curated record.
GCUGCAGGCAAGGAAGACAUCAUCGAGUGGCUCGGCCGCAUCGGCACCUCUGAGUCCUGCCCUGAUCCCGAGGUGCUGAUCUGCCCUCCCCACCAGCAGAAGGAAGGCCCGGCCAUGGUGUCUGUGGGAGACGGUCCUGGGCCCUUCCUGGAGGUGGGGACUCUCCAGAACAGGAGCCCAGAACAUUCAAAGAGAUUAACCAACCUGGGAGCCACCAGGGCCCUGGUCUCGGGCACCCCAGGCCAGAACACACAGCAGGAAACAACCAGCCAGCUGGUAAGGGUCGAUUCCAACAGCCAAGGUAGUACCGACAGUGCUCGAGAGGAAGGGCCCGCGCAAGCCACCAGCAGCCAGGACUCUGCAAACCACACACAAGCCCCGUCACAGCAAAGGCAGGUCCAGAGAGUGGAAGAUAAACGCCCCUUCCAGCCUCCCGUGUCAGCCCUGAGCAUGUGCCCGCCCUGGAAGGCCUGGACCCCGGGGCCAGCGUUUGGGCCCUUGUGGCCAGGGGCUAUCGCCGCAACCUUCUGGAGGAUCAAUGAACUGCACUCUCUCCACCUGGCCUGGCUCCUGUCCCAGGCGUGCUUCAGUUUUCCUUUCUGGCAGAGGCCCCUGGGCCCCAUUCAGUUCAAGCUACCAGGGCAGAAUCCUUUGCCUUUAAAUCUAGAGUGGAAGCAGAAGGAGCUGGUUCCUUUGCCCAGCAUGGAAAGCCCAGACUGCAGACCAGAUGGGGGACCAGGAGGAGAUGCAACCCUACAGAAUUGCCCGAGGCCAGAGACCCCCCAAAAAGUCAUGAGUUUAUUGGUGGUCUCAGGGGGCUCGGGUGUAAAGGACAAGACUAGCCCAGGACUUCCACAGAUAGGGCCCCCCUUGACCUCUGCGCCCCAACUGCAAGCUGGAAGCGAGCCAGGGGAUCAAGGAAGUGUGCAGUGGGAUUGUAAGGGGCCAGAAGAGGGCCCUUCUGUGCUGCCAACAGGGCAAGGCGUGCCUACAGCUCAGGGGGGGUCCGUGGCUCAAGAGGGGCUGACAGGUCAGUCAGCACCCGAUGCUCAAACAGUGCCUGAAACUCUCGAAGUGCCCGUGGCUGCGGCAGUGCCCACAGCUCAAACCCCACCCACAGAUCAGGGGCUGCCUGCAGUCCCCAAAGUGCCUACAGCGGAGAUGAUGCUGGCAGUCCCCACAGAACCUGCAGCUCUCAAAGUGCCUUCGGUUCCGACAAAGCCAGCAGCUCAAGGGGGGCCUGCAGCUCAGAAGGCAGCCGUGGGUCAACUGGCAUCAGCAGCUCAAAUCGUACCUGCGACUCCCAAAACUGCCACAGCUCAGAAAACGCCUGCAGCAAAAACGUCACCUGCAGCAAAAACACCCAAAGCUCAAACUGGGCCUGCAGCUAAAACAGGGUCUAUGGUCCCCAAGGGACCUGUGGCCCCCAAAGCACCUGCAGCUUCCAAAGCCUCCAGAGGCCCCAAAACACCUGCAGCUCAGAAGACGCCCACAGAUCCAGGGCCAAGCCUGGAUGCCGCCAAACUCCUGAGCGAGGUGCAGCCUUCGUCAAGGGGCAAUGCCUCCUUGCCAAAGGGCCAUGGGGAGUCCAGAAGGCAGGGUCCUCAGUCCAGCAGCACCUUGACUUCCGGUAGUCAGCACCAACCUCAGAUGGAGGGGCUCCUGGGGGCUUGGGAGGGGUCCCCGAGGCAGCCGCCUCGUCACCCACAGGCAAACAGCACAGUGACCAGCUUCCAGAGGUACCACGAGGCCCUGAAUACACCCUUCGAGCUGAACCUGUCGGGGGAACCCGGGAACCAGGGGUUACGGCGAGUGGUCAUUGAUGGCAGCAGUGUGGCCAUGGUGCACGGCCUCCAGCACUUCUUCUCCUGCCGUGGCAUUGCCAUGGCAGUGCAGUAUUUCUGGAACCGGGGACACCGAGAGGUCACUGUGUUUGUACCCACCUGGCAGCUGAAGAAGAACCGGAGGGUGAGAGAGAGCCACUUCCUGACGAAGCUGCACUCCCUCAAGAUGCUUUCAAUCACCCCCUCCCAGCUCGAGAACGGCAAGAAGAUCACCACCUACGAUUAUAGGUUCAUGGUAAAGCUGGCAGAGGAGACAGACGGCAUCAUUGUCACCAAUGAGCAGCUCCACAUCCUGAUGAAUAAUUCCAAGAAACUGAUGGUCAAAGAUCGCCUACUGCCCUUCACCUUUGCGGGGAAUCUCUUCAUGGUGCCGGAUGACCCCCUGGGCCGUGAUGGCCCCACCCUGGACGAAUUUCUGAAGAAGCCAAACAGGCUAGACACCGACAUCGGCAACUUCCUGAAGGUGUGGAAGACGCUUCCUCCCAGCUCGGCCAGCGCCUCUGAGCCAAGUGAUGGUGCUGACCCUGCACCUCCGGAGGGUCUGCGGAAUAUGGAAGAAGUCCGGGAGGAGAAGGAGGAGAGGCAGGACGAUGAGCAGAGGGAGGGGAAAGGGGUGCAGGAGCCGCCUGAAGAAGAUGCCCUGGACUCCUCACUGGCAUCAGUGUUCAGGGCCGAGUGCCCUUCCCUUUCAGAGGAAAUCCUCCGGUGCCUCAGCCUCCAGGACCCCCCUGACGGUGCCCUAGACAUCGAUCUCCUGCCGGCGCCGGCGUCUCCCUACCUGGGCAUCCCCUGGGACGAGAAGGCUCCCUGCCAACAGGUUCUUGCCCACCUGGCCCAGCUGACCAUCCCCAGCAACUUCACUGCACUCUCCUUCUUCGUGGGGUUCAUGGACUCCCACCAGGAUGUCAUCCCUGACUAUGAAGCCCUCGUGGGCCCCCUGCACAGCCUCCUCAAGCAGAAGCCGGACUGGCAGUGGGACUGGGAGCAUGAGAAGGCCUUCUUGGCUCUGAAGCGAGCCCUGGUGUCUGCCCUCUGCCUGACGGCCCCCAACACCCAGCUGCCCUUCCGCCUGGAGGUGACAGUGAGCCAAGUGGCCCUCACGGCCGUUGUCUAUCAGGAGCACUCGGGGAGGAAGCACCCCGUAGCCUAUACCUCGAAGCCCCUCCUUCCCGAUGAGGAGAGCGAGGGCCCCCAGUCAGGGGGAGACAGCCCCUAUGCGGUGGCCUGGGCCCUCAAACAUUUUUCCCGCUGCAUUGGAGACACCCCAGUGGUCCUGGACCUUUCCUAUGCCUCCCGGGCCACUGUGGACCCCGAGGCGCCAGAAGGCCGCAGACUUUCCAAAGCAUGGUUGAUCCGAUGGUCCCUCUUGGUACAGGACAAAGGCAAAAGGGCCCUGGAAUUGACCCUUCUCCAGGGCCUGCUGGGAGAAAACCGACUGCUGACGCCCGCGUCCUCGAUGCCUCGCUUUUUCCAGGUUCUGCCUCCUUUUUCCGACCUGUCCACUUUUGUCUGCAUCCACAUGUCGGGCUAUUGCUUUUACCGUGAGGACGAGUGGUGUGCUGGCUUUGGUCUCUAUGUCCUGUCUCCCACCAGCGCCCCUGUCUCCCUUUCCUUCUCUUGCUCCCCGUACACACCAACCUAUGCCCACCUGGCGGCCGUGGCCUGUGGCCUGGAGCGCUUCGGCCAGUCCCACCUCCCUGUGGUUUUCCUCACGCAUUGCAACUGGAUCUUCAGCCUCCUCUGGGAGCUCCUGCCACUGUGGAGGGCUCGAGGCUUCCUCUCCUCGGACGGGGCCCCGCUACCUCACCCGAGCCUGCUGUCCUACAUCAUCUCGCUCACCUCUGACCUCUCGUCCCUUCCAUUCAUCUACCGAACCUCCUACCGGGGCUCCCUGUUUGCUGUCACAGUGGACACCCUGGCCAAGCAGGGAGCACAGGGGGGCGGGGAGUGGUGGAACUUGCCAAAGGACGUGCCGAUCCCUGUAGUAUCUCCUCACACCAUGGGCAAGAGGCCCGACUUGCUGGCAUUACAGCUGAGCGACAGCACUCUGGCCGAUAUCAUCGCCAAGCUGCAGGCUGGGCAGAAAUUGUCUGGCUCCUCACCCUUCAGUUCUGUCUUUAACUCACUCAGCCUCGACAAAGAGAGCGGCCUGCUUAUGUUCAAGGGGGAUAAGAGGCCCAAGGUCUGGGUAGUCCCGAGGCAACUCCGGAGGGACCUGAUUUUCUCCGUGCAUGACCUUCCCCUGGGCGCCCACCAGAGGCCCGAGGAAACCUACAAGAAGUUGCGUUUGCUGGGGUGGUGGCCCGGGAUGCAGGAGCAUGUGAGGGAUUACUGCCGAAGCUGCCUGUUCUGCAUCCCCCGAAAUCUCAUAGGCAGUGAGCUGAAGGUUAUCGAGUCCGUGUGGCCCCUCAGGUCUACCGCCCCCUGGUCCAACCUGCAGAUUGAGGUGGUGGGCCCAGUCACCAUAAGUGAGGAGGGCCACAAGCACGUGCUGAUUGUGGCCGACCCCAACACCAGAUGGGUGGAGGCGUUCCCCCUGAAGCCCUACACGCACACGGCAGUGGCUCAGGUGCUGCUCCAGCAUGUGUUUGCCAGGUGGGGCGUUCCCGUGAGGCUGGAGGCUGCCCAGGGCCCCCAGUUUGCUCGGCAUGUCCUGGUGAGCUGUGGGCUGGCCCUGGGAGCCCAGGCAGCCUCCCUGAGCAGGGACCUCCAGUUCCCCUGCCUGACCAGCUCAGAUGCCUACUGGGAAUUCAAGAGGGCCCUCAAGGAGUUCAUCUUCCUGCACGGCAAGAAGUGGGCGGCUUCCCUGCCCCUGCUGCACCUGGCCUUCAGGGCCUCCUCCACCCAGGCCACGCCGGUCCAGAUCCUGACGGGGGAUGAAGUGAGGCUGAGCGAGCCGCUGUGGUGGGAGAUGAGCAGUGCCAAUAUCGAAGGGCUCAAGAUGGAUGUCUUCUUGUUGCAGCUCAUUGGGGAGCUGUUGGAGCUACACUGGCGGGUGACCGACAAGGCUAGCGAAAAGGCGGAGAAUAGGCGUUUCAAGCGGGAGAGUCAGGAGAAGGAGUGGAAUGUGGGCGACCAGGUCCUCUUGCUGUCGCUCCCCAGGAACGGCAGCAGUGCCAAAUGGGUGGGCCCCUUCUAUAUCGGGGACCGGCUGAGCCUGUCUCUCUAUAGGGUCUGGGGCUUCCCGACUCCAGAGAAGCUUGGGUGCAUCUAUCCCAGCAGCCUGAUGAAGGCCUUUGCCAAGAGCGGCACACCCCUGUCCUUCAAGGUCUUAGAGCAAUGA